GAAUGUUUACUUGUGCAGAAGUCUUUCUUGUGUGGAAGCACGCUGGUCCCUAACUCCUGGCUGACCAGACUUCACCAACUUUACCACCGUGCAGCACGUGUAACUCCUUGACAGGAUGGCAGACAAAAGAACAGCUGGUGCAAAGCAAUAGGGGAUUCCUAGUGAGGAGGAGGAAAGAAAAUUGCAAACCUUUCACCGGCACCAUUGACAUCCGACAACUGUAAGGGCAGCAGUUGCAACAGGACGAGCUGAAGCCACCAUGCGCAGGUCUAGCACCGAUGAGUCGACCUAUCACAGGAGCCCUUCCCUGGACAGCAAGGAUUACAGUUUCCCGAAUGGCACCUUUCGUCGCUACAGCAGCAUGUAUGGUGGCCAGUUUGGGGCUACCAGCAACUCUUUUUUUGGAUUCCACACCAACCCAGGCCCUAAGGCCACUAAGGCUAAGUACACGACCCCCAAGGGAAACAAGUACGUUGUCUUUUACCUGGAUCUCUCGUUUAUUUUUCUCCUAGAACUGAAGAGGUGCAGCAUGGCUCACAACUGCCUGCAGUGUAUCAAGUACCUAAUGUUUGUCUUCAACCUGCUCUUCUGGUUGGGAGGCUGUGGAAUCCUUGGAGUAGGCAUCUGGCUGGCUGUUACCCAAGGGAACUUUGCCACCCUCUCCUCUUCUUUCCCAUCCCUGUCAGCUGCCAACCUACUGAUCGUCACAGGGACAUUUGUCAUGAUCAUUGGCUUCAUCGGCUGCAUAGGCGCCAUCAAAGAGAACAAGUGCCUCCUGCUGAGUUUUUUUAUCAUGCUGUUAAUUAUAUUUCUGUUGGAGCUCACUGUUGUGAUUCUCUUCUUCGUCUAUACUGACAAGAUUGACAAGUAUGCUCAGCGGGAUCUGAAGAAAGGGCUUCAUUUGUAUGGGACAGAUGGAAAUAUCGGCCUAACUAAUGCAUGGAGCAUCAUUCAAACAGAUUUCAGAUGCUGUGGAGUCUCCAACUACACUGACUGGUUUGAAGUGUACAAUACAACCCGAGUGCCAGACUCCUGCUGCUUAGAAUUCAGCGAGAACUGUGGCCUCCAUUCCCCAGGGACCUGGUGGAAAGCGCCUUGCUAUGAAACAGUGAAAAUAUGGCUCCAGGAAAACUUACUAGCAGUGGGAAUCUUUGGAUUGUGCACAGCUAUGGUGCAGAUUCUCGGACUCACCUUUGCAAUGACCAUGUAUUGUCAGGUAGUCAAGGCAGACACCUACUGUGCAUAGAUACCAUUCCCAAUCUUUCUGCUACUCCUCCAAAGGACACAGGAGAAGUCUCCUUCAUGCUUAUUCAUCU
Cuculus canorus (common cuckoo) is the source of this 1316-nucleotide messenger RNA. It is a transcript of the gene TSPAN4, whose product is annotated as tetraspanin 4. Gene Ontology annotation, cellular component: membrane. The coding region runs from base 260 to 1246 and encodes 328 amino acids. The transcript has 7 exons. The record is from RefSeq and is a predicted model, not a curated record. Lineage: Eukaryota; Metazoa; Chordata; Aves; Cuculiformes; Cuculidae.